AUGGGCUGGUUCUGGAAUACCAAGACCUCAGACUCGCUUAAUGAUCCCUACAAAAAGCUUGACCCAUCGUUGCGGGACUUCUUGGAGAAGGAGUCGCCAUUGAAAUACGAAGAUACCGAACCGAAACCCAUCACAAGACAACCCACACCCACACCCUCCAUUUCCGCACCACCCUCGAAAGACGCCGCCCCGAAUACGUACAGAUCCCAAUUGUCAGCCUACUCAGGCUCGGAUGCACAUCAUCAACAAGACCUAGCCAUCCAGGAUGGUCAACCAGUUGUUCCCAAAGAAUCGCUGUUUCAGGAUGGUCGAUAUGCGCACAUUUGGAAAGGCUACAGACCCCAAGCAGAUGUCGAGGCUGCCGGUAGAUCAGACGCAGAUCGGCUGGCCGCUGUGGUUGAAGCAUACAACGAUCGCAAAGCGGCGAUUGGGCGAGCAGCCCUGGAGAACUGCGUUGACUACCAAAUCGCGGAGAAAGAAUGCUUCUCAAAUGGCUCUUGGGCGAAGAGGUUCACGAUGUGCAGGGAAGAGAAUAAAGCUUUCAAUCGGUGCUACACUAUGCAAAAUCGAUUUUUGAAGGCCUUGGGUUACCUGGCCUUGCAGCGUACCGCGGAGGAAGAAGAACGGAUACAGAUGCAUGCUGACAAGCUUUAUAACGAGAUGUUGGAGCGAGAAAAAGCUGCGAAGGAGGCAAAGGAGCAGGGGCUCGAAUCCCCUGAGCUCCCUCCGCUCAUCCAGCCAGACACGACCACAAAAGCGCUAGGAGAGGACAGUGCGUGGGCACGAGCACGCCAAAAGGCGCAAGAGGCAGGAACAGGGACGAGUUUCAGCUCCUUCUCUCCAGAGAUGCAGGAGGAGAUCAAGAAACGUAUCCAGGGCCUGUCGAAGGAAGACCGGGAGCUGGAGCUGCAGCUGAUCGCUGCCGAAAGCCGCGCUCAGCAGGAAUAUGUUGAGGAAAUCCAAGAACGGCUGGAGGACGACAAGAGGCACCGAGCUGAGAGGCGAGAUCGAGGCAAAGAAACCGUAGGAGAUACCCUCCGAAGGCUUUGGGAGGGAAAUAAAUAA
This is a messenger RNA of Lecanosticta acicola, 1065 nucleotides long. NCBI's taxonomy places the organism in Eukaryota, Fungi, Ascomycota, Dothideomycetes, Mycosphaerellales, Mycosphaerellaceae. The record is from the annotation of a GenBank genome assembly.